Acromyrmex echinatior (Panamanian leafcutter ant) is the source of this 730-nucleotide messenger RNA. RefSeq lists its product as uncharacterized. The record is from RefSeq and is a predicted model, not a curated record. NCBI's taxonomy places the organism in Eukaryota, Metazoa, Arthropoda, Insecta, Hymenoptera, Formicidae.
CCCUUUUAAUUUUUUUCUUUUGUUAUGUAAUUUUUAUAAAUUUAAAGACUCUUUUUCAUUCAUGAAAUACACGCAAUAUAUAACGAGUAUUCUACAGUUUGAAGCAUACUGAAUGGUAAAUCUUCCUUGAGGAGGAGUGGCAUUCUCACCGCUCUUUUGCCACCACGCAUCUGCGGUAUAAAAGCAACCUGCGUUGCAGCGCGCUUAGUUUCAUUUCGGAGUAGCCGAUUGUGAAACGUAUUUUCAACAUGAAAUUUCACAUUAUAGUCCUGACCACAUUGCUUCUGGCGACCAUGAUUGCCGCGUAUCCACAGAAAGAUGGGCAAAUCUUCAGCAAUGAGGCAAUCCGGCAAGCUCAGAAUACUUAUCUUAUCCCGAAGGAUGCGACUAUACAAAAGGUUCAAGAGGGUAUCGAAUUGGCCGCUUACGAAUCAAUCCCCGGGGAUCAGAGGAUCAAUCUUUUCGAGAUCUUGGGCGAGCAUGUGCCACCCGAGGUAGUGAACAAUCUUCAGACCCAAAUCGACCAAAUAGGUCGAAAUUAAAUUCUUCCCUCUCGCAUAAUCGUCAUUAUCGUCAUCAUCAUGUUAAAAAUAAUCAUAUCCUAAGUGCCUUCGUAGAAAAGUAUUUGUAAAUAAGUGAUUCUUUUGUAUCUUGCUUUUGUAUUACACAAAAAUUUGUUUACGUCUUGUAGAAAGUUUCCACUUUUCGUAAAUACAUUAUAUGAAAAAUA